Messenger RNA from Populus trichocarpa (black cottonwood), 2600 nucleotides. RefSeq names its product probable methyltransferase PMT11. Lineage: Eukaryota; Viridiplantae; Streptophyta; Magnoliopsida; Malpighiales; Salicaceae. Gene Ontology annotation, molecular function: methyltransferase activity. Gene Ontology annotation, cellular component: endosome; cytoplasm; trans-Golgi network. The record is from RefSeq and is a predicted model, not a curated record. Bases 168 to 2162 code for a protein of 664 amino acids. The transcript is spliced from 9 exons.
ACUUUCAAUAAGCUCACUCUUCUUCCUUUCACCUCAUCUUAUUCACAACCCGUCACUAGAUCACCGACCUAUUCUCGCUAGCUCACUCUCGCACCAGUGCGGGCUCAGCUCGCUCGCAUUCUCAGAUCCUAUAAAAACCGCCGCCGCCGCCAACACAUCAAUUAAUCAUGAAACCACUCACCAAUACAGAUCUCAUUAAAACCCCGCUAAUCCUCAAAAUCACAGCCUUCACUUUAAUCUCAAUCACAUUUUUCUACCUUGGCAAACACUGGUCCAACGGUGGCUACCAGCAGCUCCUCUUCUUCUCCACACCACAAAACUCCAUUUCCAUCUCUCCUAACAACGACAGGUCGUUCAACAUUACCCCUCUAGUUUCCCUAAACCAAUCUGAUCAACCCCUUACAGAUCAAGCCACAACCAUUUCUCCACCUCCCGAUGAAUCUCCACUACCCGAUCCCAAUCGGACGUUUGGGAUCAUUGAUUCUGAUGGAAAAAUGAGUGAUGAUUUUGAAGCUGGGGAGUUUGAUCCGGACAUCGUGGAGAAUUGGGGGAACGGGAGUGAAAUUGAGAGUGGAAGUAAGGAUUCUAGGUUUAGGGCCGAGAGAUAUGAGUUGUGUCCAGUGAGUAUGAGAGAGUAUAUACCGUGUUUGGAUAAUGUGAAGGCUCUUAAGAGGUUGAAAUCGACGGAGAAAGGGGAGAGAUUCGAAAGGCAUUGCCCGGAGAAGGGGGACGAACUGAAUUGCUUGGUUCCCCCUCCUAAAGGAUACCGGCCACCAAUUCCAUGGCCGCGGAGCCGUGAUGAGGUAUGGUAUAGCAAUGUUCCUCAUUCGCGAUUAGUUGAAGAUAAAGGGGGCCAAAACUGGAUUUCUAAAGCGAAAGACAAGUUUACGUUUCCUGGCGGUGGUACACAGUUCAUACACGGGGCGGAUAAAUAUUUGGACCAGAUUUCUGAGAUGGUUCCAGACAUUGCAUUUGGUCGCCAUACUCGAGUGGUUCUAGAUGUUGGGUGUGGCGUGGCAAGUUUUGGUGCCUAUCUGCUAUCACGGGAUGUUAUGACUAUGUCUAUUGCUCCCAAAGAUGUUCACGAGAAUCAAAUUCAAUUUGCUCUUGAGCGUGGUGUACCUGCAAUGGUGGCUGCAUUUGCAACUCACCGUCUUCCAUAUCCGAGUCAAGCAUUUGAAUUGAUACAUUGUUCAAGAUGCAGAAUCAAUUGGACUCGGGAUGAUGGAAUUUUGCUCCUCGAGGUCAAUAGGAUGCUUCGGGCAGGAGGAUACUUUGCUUGGGCAGCACAACCGGUUUAUAAGCACGAACAAGUCCUAGAGGAACAGUGGGAAGAGAUGCUUAAUCUUACUACUCGUCUUUGCUGGGAGCUUGUUAAGAAGGAGGGAUAUAUUGCAAUAUGGCAAAAACCCUUAAACAACAGCUGCUAUCUAAGCCGUGACACUGGAGCAAAACCUCACUUGUGUGAUUCAGAUGAUGACCCUGAUAAUGUUUGGUAUGUUGAUCUGAAGGCAUGUAUUAGUCGACUUCCAGAGAAUGGAUAUGGAGCAAAUGUUUCCAUGUGGCCUUCCCGCUUGCACACUCCACCUGAUAGACUCCAGAGCAUACAAUACGAGUCAUUCAUAGCCAGAAAAGAGCUAUUAAAGGCAGAAAAUAAGUUUUGGUCUGAAACAAUAGCUGGCUAUGUCCGUGCUUGGCAUUGGAAGAAGUUUAAACUAAGAAAUGUAAUGGACAUGAAAGCUGGCUUUGGAGGAUUUGCGGCUGCAUUGAUUGAGCAAGGAUUUGAUUGCUGGGUUUUGAACGUGGUUCCAGUAAGCGGGUCCAACACGUUGCCUGUUUUAUAUGACCGUGGACUCCUAGGAGUUAUGCACGAUUGGUGUGAACCAUUUGAUACGUACCCAAGAACCUAUGAUUUACUGCAUGCAGCUGGCCUCUUUUCUGUUGAAAGGAAAAGAUGUAAUAUGUCUACAAUCAUGCUUGAGAUGGAUCGCAUACUCAGACCUGGUGGUCGAGCAUACAUUCGUGACACUCUUGAUGUCAUGGAUGAACUUCAACAGAUAGCUAAAGUCGUGGGUUGGGAAGCAACUGUGCGUGACACAUCUGAGGGUCCUCAUGCAAGUUACAGGAUCUUGACAUGUGACAAGCGCCUUUUGCGUCCUUGAAUAAAUGUAAUCUAAAAGCUAGCAGUGAUUUCUGGAGGUAGCUGUAAAGGAUCAGAUCAACCCGAUGUCUCCUUAGCCACUUAGAGACACUGGAGAAAGAUGGCUAAGAAAGGCUGGAUUUCCAAGGAGGAAGGAUUGUUUUGAUUUUGCAGUGAUUAGGACUGUGGGUGGCUGAGAUUCAUUGACUUCACCCCUUGUUGUUUGAGGACUUGCCCUGCUGUGAUCCUGCUAUCAGAACAUGGUUCAUCCUGCCAAGAAGGGGAGCCCACUGUCUGCGUGUCUGGUGUAAUUGUUGCAAAACACAAUGUCUAUAGUAGCAGAAGACCUUCUGAAGUCAAAACCAGCUGUAUUAUCUAUUCUUUACUAACAUUUGAUGUAGAAAUAUACACAAACACUCAAUCUCUAAUCUCUAAUUUCAUCCACUUUUGGAAUUGUAAA